Molecule: messenger RNA, 1161 nt
Organism: Eruca vesicaria subsp. sativa (arugula)
Lineage: Eukaryota; Viridiplantae; Streptophyta; Magnoliopsida; Brassicales; Brassicaceae
Source: the annotation of a GenBank genome assembly
AUGUCAUCAGCUGGUAUGACCUUAAGCCCGGUUCGUAACGAGCCACCAUCGAUGAUGCCUCUCCUUCGCGCCGAUUCCUUACCUGAAGAGACCAUUCUCAGCUUUGAGUUGUCUAUUGUUGCUCCACAAAGGAAGCAGUUCUCUUUGGAGCCUCUUAUUGUUAAUCCCAAGGCUAAGUUGCCUCUAGUGGUUAAAGAUAUGGUUAGCUCUGCUUCUGAUGGGUUAAGGAGUGGGAACCCUCCUGUGAGGUCAAGAGAGGGAACAGGAGGAGCUUAUUUCAUGCAGGCUUCGUCUGGGAACAAAUAUGUUGGUGUGUUUAAGCCUAUAGAUGAGGAGCCAACUGCUGAAAACAAUCCACAUGGGCUACCACUUUCCCCAAACGGAGAAGGUUUGAAGAAAGGAACAAAGGUUGGCGAAGGUGCGUUGAGGGAAGUUGCUGCUUACUUGUUGGAUCAUCCCAAAAGUGGUGAAGAGAGAGGUUUUGCUGGUGUGCCUCCAACGACUAUGGUUGAAUGCCUGCAUCCUGGUUUUAACCAUCCCAAAGGGGUUCAGACCAAGAUUGGAUCACUUCAGAUGUUUACUGAGAAUGAUGGUAGUUGUGAAGAUAUGGGUCCAGCUUCGUUUCCUGUAGAGGAAGUUCACAAGAUCUCUGUGCUGGAUAUUAGACUUGCUAACGCAGAUAGACAUGGUGGUAACAUUUUAAUGAGCAAGGACGAAGAAGGAAAGAUUGUUCUGAUUCCAAUUGAUCAUGGAUAUUGCUUGCCUGAAAGCUUUGAGGAUUGCACGUUCGAGUGGCUUUACUGGUCACAAGCCCGGAAACCAUACUCUCGGGAGACACUAGACUACAUAAGAUCACUUAACGCCGAGGAAGAUAUCAACCUCCUGAAGUUCCAUGGAUGGAAAAUGCCAUUGAAAACUGCUAGAACACUCAGAAUCUCAACAAUGCUUCUGAAGAAAGGAGCAGAGAGAGGAUUGACAGCAUUUGAGAUUGGUAACAUGAUGUGCAGAGAGACUCUGAGCAAGAAAUCUCUAGUGGAGGAGAUGGUAGAGGAAGCUCAAGAGGCUGUGCUUCCCGGGACAAGUGAGGCUGCAUUCCUUGAAGCCUUGUCCGAUGUGAUGGAUUACCAUCUUGAUGAAGUGGUUCGCUCUCAGGAACAAUAG